AAAAUAUUGCACUAAAGAAUCGAUAAGGCAAUUUUGCGAGCCGUCAAUUGGGAGUGGAUAAAAUCCUACAAUCUUCCCUCUCUUCCCCUUCUCUGUCUGCUUCUCGAACAACACAGAGCAGCUGCACCUACAGAUCAACAAUGUUAGCGAACACUUGCGGCCUCCAUUUCCGACCAUGCUAUUCCCACGCAGCCGAAUUCUCUCAUUCUGGGACAUGCCAAAUCUCUCUAUCUUCCUAUUGCCCUCGUUUCCAUGCUUUCACCAAACCGAAGCUCUCGUCUCUGUCGCUUCUUCGCAGUAAGAAAAAUGGUAAGAGUUUGGUCACCAGGGCUCUUACGAAUUCUGCGGAACCUGACUCGGUUGCGGCGAGCGAUGGAAUACCCAGUUCUUUGCGGCCUUUCUCUGUCAAAAUUCCUGUUGGGGAUAGACAUAUUUUGGUCGAGACGGGCCAUAUGGGGAGACAAGCUAGUGGUGCUGUUACAGUAACUGAUGGAGAAACUAUUGUUUAUACAUCUGUUUGUUUGGCUGAUAUACCAAGCGAGCCUUCGGAUUUCUUUCCACUUUUUGUUAAUUAUCAAGAACGUUUUUCUGCAGCAGGUCGGACUAGCGGAGGAUUCUUCAAACGCGAAGGAAGAGCAAGAGAUCACGAGGUUCUCAUUUGUAGAUUGAUUGAUAGGCCCUUGCGCCCAACUAUGCCCAAAGGUUUUUACCAUGAAACCCAGAUAUUAUCUUGGGUUUUGAGUUAUGAUGGUCUGCACACUCCUGAUUGUUUGGCAAUUACAGCAGCUGGAAUAGCAGUUGCGCUUUCAGAAGUUCCUAAUUCAAAAGCAGUUGCUGGAGUUCGAAUUGGUCUUGUUAACGACAAGUUUAUUGUUAAUCCAACUACUAAAGAGAUGGAAGACUCUGAGCUUGAUUUAGUACUUGCUGGCACUGAUAGUGCAAUAUUGAUGAUAGAGGGCUAUGGUAAUUUUCUACCUGAAGAGAUGUUGCUCCAAGCUGUAGAAAUUGGGCAGAAUGCUGUAAUAGCAAUUUGCAAGGAGGUGGAUGCAUUAGUAAGGGAGCGAGGGAAACCAAAAAUGCUCGAUGCCAUUAAGCUUCCUCCUCCUCAGCUCUAUGAACAUGUUGAAGAAAUUGCCGGUAAAGAGUUAGAAAAAGUCCUGCAAAUUAAAAGCAAAAUUCCCCGUAGAAAGGCUCUCUUAUCAUUAGAAGAAAAGGUUAUUUCCAUAUUGACAGAAGAAGGUUACGUCAGUUUAGAUACCACUUCAGAAGUUCUCGAACCUAUACCUGAUUUGGUGGAGGAUGAAGAUGAGGAUGAUGAAGUGGUGGUGGAUGGUGAAGUUGAUGAAGGUGAUGUCCAUAUUAAACCAACUACACGCCGGCCUAUCUUAACACUCUUUUCCGUGGUAGACGUAAAGUUAGUAUUUAAAGAAGUGACAUCCAAUUUUCUCAGGAGACGCAUUGUGGAGGGUGGAAUAAGAAGUGAUGGGAGGACACCAGUUGAGAUACGUCCAAUUAACUCAAGAUGUGGGUUACUUCCUCGGGCACAUGGCAGCACACUAUUCACUCGUGGUGAAACUCAGUCACUUGCAGUGGUUACGCUCGGGGAUAAGCAAAUGGCACAAAGAGUGGACAACCUUGUUGAUGCAGAUGAGUUGAAAAGGUUCUACCUUCAGUACUCUUUUCCCCCAUCAUGUGUCGGAGAGGUUGGGCGUAUUGGUGCACCUAGUCGAAGGGAAAUUGGUCACGGUACGCUUGCAGAGAGAGCACUUGAACCAUCUUUACCUGCUGAAGAUGAUUUUCCUUACACCAUACGUGUUGAGAGUACAAUCACUGAAAGCAAUGGCUCCUCAAGCAUGGCAUCCGUUUGUGGGGGUUCAUUGGCUCUGCAGGAUGCUGGAGUUCCAAUUAAGUGUCCAAUUGCUGGAAUAGCAAUGGGUUUGGUUAAUGAUACAAAGGAAUUUGGGGGAGAUGGAACUCCACUUAUUCUGUCUGACAUAACAGGAUCCGAGGAUGCUUCUGGAGAUAUGGAUUUCAAGGUAGCUGGUAAUGAAACGGGCAUAACAGCAUUUCAGAUGGAUAUAAAGGUGGGCGGCAUUACUAUACCCAUUAUGAGAGAGGCGCUCCUGCAAGCAAAGGAUGGCCGUAAGCAUAUUCUUGCUGAAAUGUUGAAGUCUUCUCCUCCUCCUUCGAAAAGGCUUUCACAGUAUGCUCCAUUGAUUCAUAUCAUGAAGGUUCUACCUGAAAAAAUAAACCUAAUCAUUGGUUCUGGCGGAAAAAAGGUGAAGAGCAUAAUAGAGGAAACACGAGUCGAGGCUAUUGACACUCAAGACGAUGGGACAGUUAAAAUUACUGCAAAUGAUUUGUCAAGCUUGGAAAAAUGCAAAGCUAUUAUUAGCAAUCUGACAAUGGUUCCAACUAUUGGUGAUAUCUAUAGGAACUGUGAGAUCAAGACAAUUGCUGCUUACGGUGUUUUUGUUGAGAUAGCACCUGGACGAGAGGGACUUUGCCAUAUUAGUGAGCUGAGCUCAGAUUGGUUGGCAAAGGCAGAAGAUGCUGUUAAAGUUGGAGACAAAAUCGAUGUCAAAGUCAUUGAGGUAAAUGAAAAGGGUCAGCUCCGCCUUAGCCGUCGAGCAUUGCUUCCAGAGGCUGACCAGGAUUCCAGUUCAAAGGAUAACACAGGCAACCCCUCCAGAAACAAGGCUGCAAUGCAGAAGGGCCCUGAUAAAAGUACCUCUAAGAUAGCUGGUAAGGAGAACAUGGAACAGAGUAAUGUGCAGAAAGGUGUUGUUGCAGCAAGUGGUAGUUCAUCGGAGGACGCUGCAAAACUGCAGAAGAAGUUCAUACGGAAAGAAGCGACUGCAACGAAAGACAGACCUAUAAACAAAGAGAAGACAAAAAGCACAAGCAGUUGAGUUGUUAGUAGUAUCUCCAACACCGAACUUUGUGAAUGAAAAAGAGGAUGAAUUCAGAUUGGUAUAUUAAUGGUGUUGUGCACAAAACUGUAUGUUAGUGUUCAUUCUGCAGCAAGAGGAUUGGUGGUACAAGUGCCUCACAACUUGAAAAUUACCAAGGACAACAAAAAUUGUGGUUUUCCCCCAUUGAAUCCUUGAUACAAAUGUCCAGAAGUGCGGUAGUAGCAGGAGCAAAACAAGGAGCAAGACACUGGUAAGCUGCUGCAGAGUA
Messenger RNA from Cucurbita pepo subsp. pepo (vegetable marrow), 3183 nucleotides. The record is from RefSeq and is a predicted model, not a curated record. NCBI's taxonomy places the organism in Eukaryota, Viridiplantae, Streptophyta, Magnoliopsida, Cucurbitales, Cucurbitaceae.